GCUGAGGGUGCCGCCGCCGCCACUGCCGCUGUCGUGGGGCCGCACGGUGCGACCGUACCAACCGCCGCAGCCGUUACAGCCGCCAACGGAUGCCAUGCUAACAAGAGGAGGAGCAGGGGGUACAGCAGCAGGGGGGGCUGCUGUUGCUGCUGCUGCUGCGGGGCCUGAUGGGAACAACAGCAGUGACAGCAGCACGGUUAGCCGGGGGUUUGAGACGGCAGAUCUGGCCUCCUUUCCCUACGAGCGUGCGCUGGUCGGCAAGAGCUAUGUGGCGGUGUUGGUGAACGCGGGGUGGCAGGCGGAGGGGGCGGUGGAGGCAUACGACAGAGGGGACGAGGCGGCGGUGAUGGCACGGCUCCGGCAGCUGCCCAUCCCCCGCCUCUGCCCCCGCGGCUUUGUGUUCGUGUGGGCGGUGAAGGGGCUCAUCCAGGGGGUGUGUCGUACGCUGGCGUCCUGGGGCUACGUGUACGUGGAGAACCUGACGUGGGUGUAUCUGACGCCGGGGAACGGGGUGGCGGCGCUGGCGGGGCGGCACUUCCGGACCAGCCACGCCACCCUGCUCAUGUUCAGGAAAGAAGGCGAGGGUCGUGACAUUGAGUUGCGGCACCAGCGCAACCCGGAUGUGGUGUUCGACUGCAUCAGGACACGGGCGGACGGCUGCGGUCGCGAGGUGCCGGCCGAGGUGCUGACCUCCCUGGAGACGCUGCUGCCGGGGGGCCGGGGGGCGUUCCUGGAGCUGUGGGCGAUGAGGGGCGUGCGGAGGCCGGGUUGGGACCAUGUGAGCGAGGUGCGACCCGCAGCUGCCCCCGCCGGGGCCGUCCCCGUUCCCCUCCACGCCGCCGCCGGUCCCUCUCCGUGAGGACUAGCGGGCUAGACACGGUUCCUUUGAUGGAAUGAGGAUGGUAGGGACGGUGGGAAUGCAGCAUUGCUGGCUCGGCGUGUUUGGCGCGCGAUAUGGGUGUGCAUGUGAUGUACAGGUGCGGACCUGUGGAGGUGUUGGGUUUGUGUCGGCUGGGUGUCGUACAUUAAAAGGCGCAAGGCAGGAGGCGGCUGGAAACCAGGUUGGGUGCGGGUGACGAGGUAUUGGGUUUGUGUCGGCUGGGUGUCGUACAUUAGAACACGCAAAGCAGGAGGCGGCUGGAAACCAGGUUGGGUGCGGAACAGGGAUUGCUGUGAACGUGUGUGGUAGCGAUCUGGAAACAUGCAAUGGGGGUAUAAAUGGAUAGGAUGCGAUGCAGCUUGGGAGCCCGGGGGCGCGUGGCGUGGAAAGGUUCUUCCUGGAAUUUGGGUUUAAAAACAUG
Astrephomene gubernaculifera is the source of this 1301-nucleotide messenger RNA. Lineage: Eukaryota; Viridiplantae; Chlorophyta; Chlorophyceae; Chlamydomonadales; Astrephomenaceae. The record is from the annotation of a GenBank genome assembly.